Achroia grisella is the source of this 1379-nucleotide messenger RNA. RefSeq names its product von Willebrand factor D and EGF domain-containing protein-like. Lineage: Eukaryota; Metazoa; Arthropoda; Insecta; Lepidoptera; Pyralidae. The coding region runs from base 108 to 1379 and encodes 423 amino acids. The record is from RefSeq and is a predicted model, not a curated record. The transcript is spliced from 5 exons.
CAUGAUGGUGGUGCUUUAUGAAAAAUAAAAGAGAUAGAAACAACUAACGUGCCGCUUAGAUUGACAAGUUAGUAAGUGGGAUAGAGACAGUAGAUAGUGUUAGUAAAAUGAAGGCAGAACGGUUUUGUGUUUUAUUUGUGUUGUGUUGUAUAAAUUUUGCGUAUCAAGUUGAUGCUUUGAAAGCUGGUGAAGGGGUUUGCACUGUGAAAUCGAGCGUUCGCAAAACUAAAAUCCGCAUCGUAACACAAACGAAAAACACACUGUGCGGUAAGAAGAAAUGCGUCGUGAAGAUCCCUAAACGCGUAACCUACUUGGCGACGGUGCUGCGUACAGUCUGCUGCAAUGGCUGGGAAUAUUUAAGUGAUAAAGAUUUAUGUAUACCACAGUGCAGCACGGGAUGCUUAGGAGGACGAUGUACAGCUCCCAAUGUAUGCGUAUGCGACCCUCCAAUGUACCUCGACCCUGAACACAGAAAUAACUGCAUUAAACCAACUUGCGAUCCCCCUUGCGUUAAUGCUGAGUGUACCUUCAAUAACACAUGCAAUUGUUUGAAGAAUUUCACUUCUUUCAACGCCACUCAUUGUUUACAUUGCGAAUCUGGUUACUCUAUAGAUACGACAUUCAAAUGUAAACCUCAAUGCACGAAAGGUUGCGAAAACGGAACAUGCACGGCGCCAGACGUGUGCACUUGUUUACCAGGCUUCUCUAAACAAGAGGUAAAUCAAGAUUGUAAACCAGUUUGCGAGAAAUGUGUUAAUGCAAGUUGCACUGGACCAAAUGUUUGUUCAUGUUGGGAAGGAUACAAUCAAAUAAAUGAUACGCAUUGUUCACCCAAAUGUGAUGAUUGUGACGGAAUUUGUGUUGGUCCAAAUAUUUGCGAAUGCAGUGUUGGUUAUAAGAAAAUUAAUGAUUCCUGUACGCCAAUAUGCAACGAGACGUGUCAGAAUGCUGUUUGUACAGCGCCAAAUGUUUGUUCGUGCUUCGAUGGAUACCUGAAGAAGAAAGAUAAAACACACUGUAAGACCUACUUGGCGACGGUGCUGCGUACAGUCUGCUGCAAUGGCUGGGAAUAUUUAAGUGAUAAAGAUUUAUGUAUACCACAGUGCAGCACGGGAUUCAAUAUCGGAGGACGAUGUACAGCUCCCAUCGACGUUGUAUGCAAUUUCACUUCUUUCAACGCCACUCAUUGUUUACAUUGCGAAGCUGGUUACUCUAUAGAUACGACAUUCAAAUGUAAACCUCAAUGCACGAAAGGUUGUGAAAACGGAACAUGCACGGAGCCAGACGUGUGCACUUGUUUACCAGGCUUCUCUAAACAAGAGGUAAAUCAAGAUUGGGCGCACGUCCCGCACGCGCCACACAACCAGUUUGCGAGAUAA